AUGACUUCAACAGAUAAUGCAUACAACUUGCAAAUUCUUCCUGCAUCUGGUGGGCUUCCUCCAGAACCCAAUGAUUUGAUUUAUGUAGGAUCAAGCAAUAGUUUUCAACACCAUGUUCAAGCAGGCAAUAAGUUUAAGAGAAAGCUUGAUCAAACCUCACUGGACAAUGAUCUCUCAGGCAGAUCUUUUCAUGAAAAUGGUCAAUCAAGUAACUCAGUAAGGACAAGUGGAGAGAUCUCUCCUCAUGGAGAUUUUGGAAAAUUUGCAGAAGUAUCUCCAUGGAAUGCGGAAACCCUGGAAGUAAAUUUGGGAUUGAUUGAACCACAUUGCCCUCCAUCUGAUCUCCAAGGUGAUCCUAGAGUUGUGGGUUCAAUUCCAAAUUAUACUUCUGUUCUGGAUGAGGAAGCACUCCAGGCAGAGUUAGAAUUCUUCAGGGAUGAUUGGAGCUUAGGGGGGUCUCUGUAUGAGGGGAAUGUCAAGGAUUUUGGUGUUUUGGGGGAUUCUUACAAUUGUAACCACAGACCGCAUUGGAUCAACCCAGAUCCAGAUCCAAAGGAAUACCCCCAGUACAAGCUGCACAACCACAUAUAUCCUGGUUUCAGUCAAACUUAUGCAUCAGAACAACAUAAACUUCCACUGCAUCAGAAAUCAAUUGUUGAAAACAGACUGGUUCCACCAGAACCCUCACUUCUUCUUGGCUACAAACAGGAAUCUACUCCAUUGCAGAUCCAUCCUCAUAGGUCGGAGAAGAGUCUCAGACAAAGUGAUCAUUAUAUUGUAAAUAAAUCAGAAGGAAUUGAGCUGAAUGGUAUUCAUGACAUUCAAUUGGAGGGGCAACAAGACAAAUCCAGAAGCAAAUUGAUCUAUAGUAGUUCUGGAGAGAUUCAGAGCAGCUGUCUCUCCAACCAGAACUCUGAUCUUACAGAGAGUUUUAAUCAACUCUUGCCUUUGGAACACUGUGCCUUAGGAGUAAAUCAAAAUCAAUAUCCACCACCCAAUUCUUUGUCUCACAAGUCAAUUGAGGAGAGCCAAGAUAACUUCAUCAGAAUGCCACAUCACAUUUCUAGUCUUACCUAUUCAUCUAAAUCAGCCAGCUCAAGAACUCCAACCCCAUCAUCCAUCUGGAAUAUGGCUAUGCCAUCUGACAGCUCAGACAAUGAAGCCUCAUCCUGUAGCUCUAACAAUCUUCUCCAAAAUAAUCAUUUGUACCAAAAAAAGUUACAAUCAGAGAUUUUGAACAAGGACAAGCUGCCCUCAAGUAACACCAAUCAAUUUGAUUGCAGGGAAAAAAUUGAGAUAAGGUUUCCUUCUCACAUCCCAAUCAGCUCCUCUACCAUGCAAGAUGAACAAACAUAUCCCAAAGAUCAAACACCGGUCUUCCAAAUGGCACCAGAACAUGGUGAAUUUGAGGAUAGAUCAAGCAUCAGUAAAAGUAGCAUAUUUAGACUCGGAAAUCAUGAUCAACACAAAUCUUUUAUUCCACCACAGCCCUAUUCACCUGAACAUACUCAGAUUGAUGAGAGAGGUGUAAAAUCUGAACCAAAUAUGCACCUGCAUGAAUAUCACAAGGCAAUUGAGAUUCAGGAUCCACCUAGAAAUUUCCCCUUUUGUCAUGACAAGAGGUUGUCCCUAAAUAAAAACGAGGAAGGAUCAACUUGGUGGCUUAAAGCUGAAAAAGAUUUGGAAAUUCAAAAGUUAAUGAAUGGGAAUAUGAAGUCUUCACUCAAUCUAUUUGGUCCAGAAGGUUCAUUCACCUCCAAGAAAGUUUUACAUUUAUAUCUUGAUCUUUGGAGAGCUGUGGGUUUGACAGCUGAAGAUCUGAAGAUUCCAGAACAUACAUGCAGGGCCCUUCAAACACAAUCAUUUGAGUAUCUCACUGCUUUACUUCAUUUGAGAGGCUUUCAUAGAGCAAGUAAUCCCAAAACAUACCAAGAGAUUAAUGGGAAAGAAAGUGUUAAUCAAUAUGUAAAGCUGUAUAAAACUAUAACACUAACCACUGGAUACAUGUUUAACAGGAACAAUAUAGUAUUUGACAUCAUGUUUGCUUUCUUCAAGCACAGAGCUGAAGAUUUGUAUGAAAGAAUGAUUUUUCAAAGAGCUAGAAUUCAGGCCUUGGUUUUCAAGAAAAUGUCUGAAGAAAAGAGGCGCCCAGUUUUUUAA
Melampsora larici-populina 98AG31 is the source of this 2160-nucleotide messenger RNA. RefSeq lists its product as uncharacterized. Bases 1 to 2160 code for a protein of 719 amino acids. The record is from RefSeq and is a predicted model, not a curated record. The transcript is spliced from 6 exons. Lineage: Eukaryota; Fungi; Basidiomycota; Pucciniomycetes; Pucciniales; Melampsoraceae.